Dothidotthia symphoricarpi CBS 119687 is the source of this 2008-nucleotide messenger RNA. RefSeq lists its product as uncharacterized. Gene Ontology annotation, cellular component: transcription export complex 2. The coding region runs from base 35 to 1729 and encodes 564 amino acids. Gene Ontology annotation, biological process: transcription elongation by RNA polymerase II; poly(A)+ mRNA export from nucleus; post-transcriptional tethering of RNA polymerase II gene DNA at nuclear periphery. The record is from RefSeq and is a predicted model, not a curated record. NCBI's taxonomy places the organism in Eukaryota, Fungi, Ascomycota, Dothideomycetes, Pleosporales, Dothidotthiaceae. Gene Ontology annotation, molecular function: double-stranded DNA binding; RNA binding. The transcript is spliced from 2 exons.
CAAACCACCGACACCAACAACGGCGUGUGUAGUUAUGGCCUUCUUUCAAAACCAAAACGAUGUAGAAACGCGACUGUGUACGGCAGUCAACGAUGCAAUCCGAGUUCGCGAUGACAACCAGCUUCGAUCAAUCGUACUCCUAGAGCCACCAUUCCCGCCGGAUCACGAGGAGCUUAUUCAGUCUUUGCGAAGCAAAUAUCCAGCAAACGACCACAGCGCUGUAAAACUUGAGCAAAUGGUCAGAAGAGUGGUGACUGAGACGGCUGAGUCUGAGGAUGAGCAAGGAAGGCCAGUGCAAGGAUGGGGCGCUAUGGUUGUGUUUCUCGUGCAAUGGAUGACGUUUCUGAGAGAUAUGGACAUUGAGAAUUUGCUGCACACAUAUCAACAAUUGAACGAGUUGCAAAAACAAGCGCAGACUGCACUAUCUCACCCCACCAAAGGCGUGCUCAUGCUUCCCACUAUUAUCAGCUAUGCCAGAGUGUUUUCUCGCAUAGCAAUAGGGCUGGACAAACGGCCUGAGCUCAUUCAGCAUUUACUCGCAGUAACUGAAGAGGGCAAGCGAGAAUCCCUUCCAGAAAAAGCAGCCAAUGUCGUUCGUGAAGCCUUCACCACAUGCCUCAAUGACCGGAACACUGUACCUGGAGGUGUAGAUAGGAAUGGUAAGCCUGACGGUAAAAAGAUUGGCAUCUACAAGAUGGCCAACAUUUGUCUGCGAAUUCUGUUCCAAGCCGAUAAACUGGAAAGCUGCGAAGGAAUUUUCACAAACAUCGACUCGACAUCUCCGCCUCUGCAUAUAUACCCAGCUUCUGAGCGUGUAACAUACCUUUACUACCUUGGGCGGUACUACUUUGCCAACACAGAGUUUUACACGGCGCAGCUAGCCUUGCAAAAGGCCUAUGAGGACUGCCCUUCCGCACCCCAAUCCAUCCGGCAGCGACGACUCAUCCUAGUCUAUCUCGUCACUGCCAACCUUAUCCUGGGUCGCUUUCCAACCGAAGAAAUUUACAACCUUCCCGAAGCGAAAGAUUUUCGGAAACACUUCAAGCCCAUCACAGAGGCCAUCCGACAAGGCAACCUCGAAGCAUUCCGCCGCAUCACAAAUCUCGACCUCACACAUCCGAGCGCGGAAUGGCUCUCUCACUACCGCGUCUUCUACCAAAUCGGCAACUACUGCGAGGUUCUCGUCUGGCGCUCGUUGUUCAGAAAGGUCUUUCUACUCAGUGGACAGCAAACCGGCGGUGCAGUAUCGAAUCUAGCCGCGACCCUCGAUCUCAAUGCAGUGUUGUUAGCUUUUGAAUUCUGCGAGCGUCGCGCAAAGAUCAAAAACCCCGCUAUGGCAGCACAAGAUCUCGGCCCCGGUCGCAGCAACCAAGGCCAUUUAUUCCAAGACUAUGCAUCAACCACGCGGGCUACCUACAUCGACCCCGACUUCGCCGGAGUCGAAGACAUCGCGCCGUACGACCACGAGAUGGAUCUGCUGGAGAUUGAAUGCAUAUGCGGGAGUCUGCUUACGCAAGGUUUUCUGGGUGGGUACAUCAGUCACAAGUCCCAGAAGGUCGCUAUUGCAAGCUCGAAGAGGCUGGGAGGGCCGAUGAAGGCCGGGUUUCCUAAUCCGUGGGAGGUUAUCAGGAGCAAGAACAACGAUGAGGUGAAAGGGUGGAAGAUGGAUUUCCGUAUCGAACAGCCAAAGGUGGUGAACAUGAGUGGGGCGAGGCCGGCUGGGGCGUAGAAAGUUGCAUGAUACCCACUCGUUGGCGUUGGUUUGGGCUAGAUUGAGCGGUUGUUGAUACUACAUGAAGGUUUAUGAGUGCUCUACCACCUCAUGUCAGGAGCAUUAAGUCUCGUUGUUGUACCCAUGAAGACACGGUCACCUCACGCCCAAUUCCAUCUAGAAGUAGAACGACCUCGUGUUCUUGUCUACACUUUCAGCAACCCUCCAAGCCAACAAAAAAUUUGUCUCCAAACUCAUGCCACCCUACAAUCCCAGCCAUGGCAGCAUGUAGUUGGG